GUCGCCCACGGAUCUCGCUGUGUUGUUGGGCAACAAUGGUGGGGUCGGAGUAGACGGUCUACAACAUAGAAAGGAAAAUGGUGCAAACGCGUCAUAGUACAGAGGCAAGCGGGACGUCGCCGCCUACUUUACUGUCCUUUGAAAGGCGAAGUAUUCGGAAACCACAGCGGCUAAUCGCUGCUGAUGAUGAGAACAGUGAUGACAGUGGUGUAGUUCAUAUAACAAAGAGAGAAAUAGCACAUUAUCAAGAGCAAAAAUCAUCGUCUGGCAGACCCAGGGGUCGCCCCCCUAGAAGGCUAGUUAUUUCCAGUGCUGAUGAUGAUAGCGAAGAUGAUGAAGUUUCAACAAAGAGAAGGCAGACAAAAAUUGGAAAAAGACAUAGCAGUAUAGAUGGUGAUAUUGACGGUGGCGAUGCUGCUGUACGUCGCAGUAGCAGACAAAAGAAGUUAGUAUAUGGUACAUUUGAUCAGAAGAUGCUGGAUAAAGUCUUGUAUCUAGAUGGUGUGCCUGUAUUUGCAGAUGAAGAUCGGCCAAGGAAAAGGAAGACUAUGGAGGUUCAACCUGUUGCUGAUGAGAAAGGAGAGGACAUGUAUAGCCGAGUGAAGCGAGUGAGACGAUCUAUUAAGCGAGAUAUGUAUGGCAUUCCUAUCCCAGAAUCAGAGUCGGAAAACUCGGAUGAUUCUGAUGAUGAGAAUAAUGAAGAGGAGGAGGAGGAAAAUAGGGAGGAAAAGGAAAGUGGUGAUGAUGAGGAGGAAGACAAUGAGGAAGAAGAAGAAGAAGAAGAAGAUGAUGCACCCCCACGGCGUUCGUACAAUCUAAGGGAGUACAAACCCCGUACUCAGCUCUUCGAGGUACCAAUUGAAAAAAGAAAAACCAGAGUUAGUAUAUUCAGGGAUGCGUCACCACCUUCCCCUAUUGAGAAGCGAAGGAAAAAUGAAGUGUACCGAUCUCCCGCGCACCGGACAAAGCCUGUGGGUCGAAGAAAGGCAGCAUACCAUGGUAACUCCAGUACCUCGUCGUCUUCAUCCUCAUCUAGUGAUGACUCAAGUGAUGAAGAACGCUUCAAACGCAGAAAGGCAAAAAGCAUGGCGAAGGCAAGAAAUCAAUGCUUGCCUAUGAAUAUGUCUUCUGAGGAGGUCAAUAUGUCAGGAGUUCUUCGUGAUCGUGCCAAGAUUGGGUCAAGCCUUGCUGAUGUGGACCCUAUGAGUGUGGACAGAUCGACAACAUUUGAAAGUGUCGGUGGACUUGGAAAGCAUGUGAGAGCUUUGAAGGAAAUGGUUGUAUUCCCAUUACUGUAUCCAGAGGUGUUUGAAAGAUUCAAAAUCAGUCCACCAAGGGGUUGCCUUUUUUAUGGCCCUCCAGGAACUGGAAAAACACUGGUGGCUAGAGCUCUUGCUAAUGAAUGUAGCUCAGGUGAAAAAAGGGUCGCCUUCUUCAUGAGAAAAGGAGCUGAUUGUUUGUCAAAAUGGGUCGGCGAAUCAGAGAGACAGCUACGACUGCUCUUUGACCAGGCUUACCAGAUGAGGCCCUCCAUUAUCUUUUUUGAUGAGAUUGACGGUUUGGCUCCUGUCCGGUCAAGUCGACAGGACCAGAUCCAUAGCUCCAUAGUGUCUACCCUCUUGGCCUUGAUGGAUGGACUGGACAGUCGUGGCGAGAUUGUGGUCAUAGGGGCCACUAAUCGCAUUGACUCGAUAGACCCUGCCUUGAGGAGACCGGGGAGAUUCGACAGAGAAUUUCUCUUCCCGCUACCUUCACAAGAGGCAAGAAGACAAAUCCUGCACAUUCAAACGAAAGCAUGGAAUCCCAAACUGUUGGACAUAUUUGUAAAAGAAGUUGCGGAGAGGACUGUUGGUUACUGUGGAGCUGACUUGAAGGCUUUGUGUACUGAAUCUGCCCUGAUCGCUUUGCGGCGUCGAUACCCUCAGAUCUACACAACAUCAGAAAAACUUCAGCUUGAUGUCUCUUCAAUCAGUGUCGGUGCCAAAGACUUUUUCUAUGCAAUGAAAACCAUUGUACCUGCUUCUCAAAGAUCUGUCAGCUCGCCAGCAAGAUCUCUUGCCAACUACCUUCGACCACUGCUCAAGAAAUAUUUUGAAGAAAUACUCCAAGUCCUACAGAAUGUCUUUCCAAUUGUUCUAGCUCAACUGGCAAGCCUAGAUGCUCCAGCCACAAGUUCUCAGGGAGAUGGCAGCACUGCUGUGGGUGACAAUGAUCUAUUGAGUGAUGAUGAGGAUAACUUGCCCAGUAUAUUUGAACAUCGUGGUCCAGGCCGGCGCAAGAGUCACCCAGAGGGGCCAAAGCAGCAGUUUAUCAAUUUUACAAGCUACGCAUACAAGGAACCGUCCACACAUCGACCACGAUUAUUACUGGCUGGCACCCCUGGCCAGAGUCAGUCAUCCCACCUAGCCCCGGCCUUGCUCCACCACAUGGAACAGCUUCCUGUUCAUGUUGUCGACCUUCCCUCCCUGUUUGCUGUCAGUGCCAAAACACCAGAAGAAUCCUGUGCACAGAUAUUUCGGGAAGCAAUGCGAAGUUCUCCGAGCAUUGUGUACAUGCCACAUAUCAACCAUUGGUGGAGUAUUCUUGGCGACACACUAAGANGGUCAAAGGUCAAGAUAUUUCGGGAAGCAAUGCGAAGUUCUCCGAGCAUUGUGUACAUGCCACAUAUCAACCAUUGGUGGAGUAUUCUUGGCGACACACUAAGAGCUACGCUACAGAUGCUGAUACAAGACCUGGUUCCCACCACUCCCAUCCUCAUCCUUGCCACCAGUGAACAGCCCUACGCUGAGCUUGACUUUCAGCUUCAACUCCUGUUCAGUUUGUAUGCUGGAGAAGUGGUAACAAUGACCAACCCAAGUGAGGCUCAGCGGCGAGACUUCUUCUCUGAUCUCAUCCUCAGUCAGACGCGGCAACCACCUAGCAAAAAAACACAAGCUGAGAAUAAAACUAAGAAAGGGAAGCAAGCUCGGAAAAGCAUUAAUAAAAAACAAGGAGCCACACGACUUUUAGAAGUCUUGCCCAAAGCUCCAGCCCCAGAACCAAGGAAGCUGACAGAAAAAGAACUUCAAACUCUGUACAAUCAGGAGGAGGCUACUUUGAGAGAAUUACGCCUCUUUCUCAGGGACGUCAUCAACAAACUAGGGCGCGACAGGAAGUUCCAAAUCUUUGCUAAGCCUGUAGAUUUAGAAGAUGUGCCUGACUACAAUGAAAUCAUCACAGAACCAAUGGAUCUUUCCACCAUGAUGAGCAAAAUAGACAAGCACAACUAUCAGACUGCCACGGAGUUCAUGAACGAUAUUAACCUCAUCUGUAGGAAUGCUCUGGAGUACAAUCCAGCCACGAACCCUGCUGGUCGUGCCAUCCGACAUAGAGCCUGUGCCUUAAAGGACACUUCUAACGCCAUUCUCAAUGCUGAAUUGGACCCUGAGUUUGAGAAAGCUUGUGAUGAAGUCGUAGCCUCCAGAAAGCGUAGAGGUGUAAAUCCAUCAGAUUCAGCACCACAGUUCUGUUUUACAUUGCCGAAGAACUCCCAAACACCUACCUCCUCUAGUCAAAACACGCCUGUGGCAGUGAGCAACAGUAACCACCGCACUAGUCGCAGGGCACGAGGCCUUGGUGUGGAGGCAUCAGUCGAUCAGCAAUUGCUCGAGGCUCAGUGGAGAAUAGAAAAGAGGAAUCCGUCUUCAAUCAAAAAUGAGAAGCAAACCCCGAAAGUUUUGUCAUCAAAGUCGCUUUCAUCUUCAAAGAAACCUAUUCGCUUUGUAUCACCCUCUUCACAUAAAAGUCGUCCAAAGAAAAAAAUAGUUUGGAGUUAUACGAAACGCCGCAGGAGGAAAAGGAGAUUCACCUUUGAGAAUGAAAUGAAUACAGAAGGAGAGGAGGAGGAGGAGGAGGAAGAAGAGGAAGUAGAUGCAGGAGACAAAACUGACAAUAUCCAUGUUGAUGUGACUCAAGAACUACAUAUAUCCCCAGUGUCUCCAAGAGACAUGUCGCCUAGAAACCAGACAGACCUGUCUCCAAGGCGAGACUUGUCACCAAGGGAGCAAGCACAGAUGUCGCCUGUUAGCAGAAGGAGAACCAACUCGCCCAGGGCAAGGGAAAAUGAUCUCCACAAACAUUCACCAAGUAUACCAAAGUGUAGUCCUCCAGUAAUGAUUGAUGAUGAAAAUUCCGAGUCAAAAAUGGAGAUCUCACAUGGAGAUGAGAAAAGCUCACCGGUGUUUAAGAAAAGAAUGCGGAAGUGUAGUGAAGGACAAGAUGAAGUAGAACAAUCAGAUAAUUUACAAAUUUCAAGUCCUAGUAAAGAGUGUGAACAGGAAUCUCAGGAAAAACACACAACCUCCCAGGACAAAAUAUAUACCUCAGCAUCUUCAGGAGAACACACAACACCAUGUAAGGACAUGUUAAUUAAAGACAAUGUGUUGUGUGUUAACGGGGAAGUGGACAGUGGGGUAGGCAGUUCAGUGGACAGUAAUGGAGACUCCCUCGAUGGUGUUGACCAGGCGAAACAACUGAAAGGAAAGGUAACAACUGAAGUAACUGUGCACAGGGAAAAGGAAGAUCAAACCAAAAGUCCGAAGGCUGCAGAACCGGAAGAUAAAGUACCAUCACCUGGAAUUCGUAUGACACGAUCUCGUCUCCAGACCAAAGAACAGGAGCGAGCACUCGCAAUUCUAGAGGCUCCCAGCGAGCCUGUAGUCAUUGAUGAGAAUAGACUGUCAAGUUUGUUGGAAACCUUGGUCAGAAUCACACACAACUUAGAUGUAGAGAAACUGGAGAAGUUGUACAGUAUGCUAAGUCAGUGCAUAUACCACCACCGGGAAGAGUUUGACAAGACUGUGCUGACUGAGAAUCUAGAAGACUGUGUAAAACGCUUUAGCCAUAUGACCAGCCAUUCCACUGGAUCUGUAUACUGUUUCACUUACGAUGCCUCCGGCUGCACAGGCUGCCACCAGUCCAAACUGACCAUCUUCCUUGGCAAGGCGGUGAGCUGCUGUUGUUACCAGUCGGACUCCUGUGGCGCCAAAUGGGUGUCCAAAUUAAGUAUUCCAUACAACAAGGCGAAGUAUUACAAGCGAUCAAUACUCCCCCGACCUCUUGACAAGUUACAAGGGGAAGUAUUGCAAGCAAUCCAUACUCCCCUCGACCACUUGACAAAUUAUGGUAUCAACAAAGAACAAAGAGGGACAAGAGACCUGAUUAGUGUCCCACACUCAACCAUCCCAAGUGAUGGUGCCGUGUGGUUUGAUGAAGGCUGGCUUCAGACUGGACAACUUCUCCAUAGAGGAGGGUCUUAUUCCAUUGUCUUUGGUGAUUGGCUCUGCUACGCCUGGAACUUUGUAGCUGAGGACAUCGGAGAGGAGUCCCUUCUCAGUUGCUUCAUGUGCAAUUGCCCGAAGUUUCAUCCAAAUCAAAAGAAAACAAAGUCUGUGGAGUAUCACCAAACAAAGUCUGCGGAGUAUCACCAAACAAAGUCUGCGGAGUAUCACCAAACAAAGUCUGUGGAGUAUCACCAAACAAAGUCUGUGGAGUAUCACCAAACAAAGUCUGUGGAGUAUCACCAAACAAAGUCUGUGGAGUAUCACCAAACAAAGUCUGUGGAGUAUCACCAAACAAAGUCUGUGGAGUAUCACCAAACAAAGUCUGUGGAGUAUCACCAAACAAAGUCUGUGGAGUAUCACCAAACAAAGUCUGUGGAGUAUCACCAAACAAAGUCUGUGGAGUAUCACCAAACAAAGUCUGUGGAGUAUCACCAAACAAAGUCUGUGGAGUAUCACCAAACAAAGUCUGUGGAGUAUCACCAAACAAAGUCUGUGGAGUAUCACCAAACAAAGUCUGUGGAGUAUCACCAAACAAAGUCUGUGGAGUAUCACCAAACAAAGUCUGUGGAGUAUCACCAAACAAAGUCUGUGGAGUAUCACCAAACAAAGUCUGUGGAGUAUCACCAAACAAAGUCUGUGGAGUAUCACCAAACAAAGUCUGUGGAGUAUCACCAAACAAAGUCUGUGGAGUAUCACCAAACAAAGUCUGUGGAGUAUCACCAAACAAAGUCUGUGGAGUAUCACCAAACAAAAGAGCACCAUCUUUUACAUAAUAAUGAUGGUGUUUGCUAUUUAUCGAAGUUCCGCGAGAGUUUCACGAGAGUACAAAGUGCAACCGGCACCGGCGAAAUGUCUGCCAUGCGAAUCCUUGGAGCGUUCAGGAAUAUUGCAAAUCAUGGCUCACGUAAUUUCAUUGGUGACCAAAGCCGCUGGCUAUCAACCACAGGUGUAAUGGGUGCGAGAACUCACCUGAAAUAUGAAGUUAAACAAGAUGUAGCUGUAGUUAAAUUUGACUCUCCAAAUUCCAAGGUAAACACGCUGUCCAGGGAUGUACAGACAGAGUUUACACAAGUAUUUAAGGAGGUCAGUGAGAACCCAGAUGUCAAAAGCAUUGUUGUCAUGUCGGGAAAGCCAGGCUGCUUUAUUGCUGGAGCUGACAUAGGGAUGAUAGAAGCAUGCAAGACAAAAGAGGAGAUUGUAGAGUUGUCCGAGAGAGGGAAGGCUUUAUUUAAUGAGGUGGAGCAGAGUCCUAAGCCAGUUGUAGCUGCCAUCAAAGGCUCUUGCCUUGGAGGCGGACUUGAGGUUGCCCUUGCCUGUCAUUAUCGAAUUGCUGUGAAGGACAACAAGACCAACCUAGGUGUACCCGAGGUUAAACUUGGUCUCCUUCCAGGUGCUGGCGGUACUGAGAGACUACCAAAAACAGUUGGUGUCCAAGCAGCAUUAGAUAUGAUGUUAACUGGUAAAAACAUUAAGGCAGAUAAAGGCAAGAAGAUGGGACUGGUGGAUCAAGUUGUUGUUUCUCUGGGCCCUGGACUGAUGGACCCAGAAACAGCAACACUGAAUUACUUAGAGGAAGUAGCUAUACAGGCAGCCCGAGGUUUGGCAAACAAAACAUUGCAGAAGAAGCCUUAUUCUUCACGCAUGAACAGUCUCUUGUCUACAUCCUGGGGAAUGUCAUUUGUAAAGUCGCAGGCCACAAAAGCAGUAAUGAAAAUGACAGCUGGAAACUAUCCGGCACCAUUGGAAAUAUUAGAUGUGGUGACCAAACAAGUGACAGAAGGGAAAGAAAAGGGAGACGCUGCCGAGUCUGAGGGAUUUGGAAAGCUAGGUAUGACCACAGAGUCUAAAGCUCUGAUUGGGCUUUACCAUGGAGACACAGCAUGUAGGAAAAACCAGUUUGGAAAGCCAGCGAAAUCCGUCCAAAACCUUGGAGUGCUCGGAGCUGGUCUGAUGGGUGCUGGAGUUGUACAAGUGUCCUUAAACAAGGUUGAUUAUGUACAGAUGAAGGAUGUCGGCUCCUCAGGACUGGCCCGGGGAGAGGACCAGAUCGUCAAGGGACUUCAAACACAGGUCAAAAAGAAGAAAAUGUCCAGUGCAGAGAAGGACAAGGUCCUGUCCUCAAUGGAGCCCACUUUAUCCUACAAGGGUUUCAAAGACUGUGAUAUGGUGAUUGAAGCUGUGUUUGAGGAUAUCAACAUAAAACAUGCUGUCAUCAGAGAGGUGGAACAGCAUAUACCAGAACACUGUGUAUUUGCCACCAACACUUCAGCACUACCCAUCACCCGUAUUGCAGAAGCCAGUAAAAGGCCGGAAAAGGUGAUUGGAAUGCAUUACUUUUCACCUGUAGAUAAAAUGCCACUUUUGGAAAUCAUCACAACAGAUAAAACAUCAAAGGACACAAUAGCAUCUGCUGUAGAUGUGGGACUAAGACAAGGCAAGGUUGUGAUCGUUGUUGGGGACGGACCAGGAUUUUACACUACAAGGAUCCUGGCCUCUAUGUUGGCAGAAGCAAUCCGACUGCUACAGGAGGGCGUGUCCCCAACACAAUUGGACAAAUUGACAAAGAAAUUUGGCUGGCCUGUGGGUGCGGCUACCCUGGCUGAUGAAGUAGGUGUUGACGUAGCAGCACAUGUAGCAGAAGAUCUCACCAAAGCUUUCGGCUCCAGAUUCGCUGGUGGAGACCCCAACGUUCUCGGAGACAUGGUGAAAGCUGGAUUCUUAGGACGUAAAUCGGGAAAAGGAUGUUUCAUAUAUGAAAAGGGACAAAAACAACGUCCAGAGAAUGAACAAGCAAAUGAGAUUUUAAAAAGAUACAAACUUGAACCUCCUGUGCCAAUAACAGAUGAAGAUAUUCAGUACCGCCUGUUCUCAAGAUUUGUGAAUGAAUCAGUGAUGUGCUUACAGGAAGGAAUUCUGAAAUCACCUCUGGAAGGAGAUAUUGGUGCAGUGUUUGGUCUUGGUUUCCCACCAUUCCUUGGAGGACCUUUCCGUUAUCUUGACUUGCAUGGAGCGAAACAGUUGGUUGAGAAAAUGGAGAGAUACCAACAAAACUACGGAGAGCCAUUUGCACCUUGCCAACUGCUGCUUGACCAUGCUAAAGAUCCAUCAAAGCGUUUCCAUUAGAGCUUGAUUAAGGACAUUGUGAUAUUUUUUUGAAUCUUACGAACAAAUGUGAUUGGGGAUGAGUUGUGUGACUUAUAGUGCUCAACAUGAUCAGGUUUUAUUUGUGUUACAUGUGAUGUAACAUAAGUGUGAUAUACUCCUAUACAGCAGUUUCCAGAGGUGUAAACAAAUCUACAAACAUCAGGACCUGGUGCCAGUUAACCGACAAAACUAAAAACUUCAAUUUCUUCAAAUUAAAUUUUUGUCCUGCCAACUACAUUAUUUACUCGGUAUGUAUUAUAACAUUUUACAUAUCAAAAGAUGAGUAACCAACAUAAAUAAAUGAUAAAUGCAAAAAACAAUUUGAAACCUUGAAGUCUUUAGUGUAGUUUUGUUUGUUCUACUGUAUCAGUGCUAGCAGAGUCUGAGGUGGUGUUUGUGAUGUAAUGGCCUACUGGUACUGCAGUACUUCUGGACUGUAAAACUCUCUUCACUAGCCAAGGGCUAGUCCAUCAACAUCCCUGGUUGUGUGAUUCAGAGAUUGUUUCCAUGAUAAAUCUCAAUUUAACAGGAUGAAAUUGUUGAGAUUUUUUGUUUUGUUAUUUCAUCAAAUGAUUCUACAAUGGAAGGUACUUUUAAAGUGUUUUUCAUGUUCAACGCAAACCAUUUAUCAUGACAUCAGUCCAGCUUGGGCAAUCUCAGAGAUAAUCUUUUUAUGUUUAAUACAUAUGAUAUAUUUAACAUUUUCAGUUUAGUCAAUAAUUUAUGUUUACAUACCAAUAUUUCUAGGGUUAUUCUGAAUAUGCCUGUCUUUAUAAAAUUGAUCUUUGUAAUAAAAACUGUGAUUAACUAUAAUUU
Molecule: messenger RNA, 9281 nt
Organism: Mizuhopecten yessoensis (Yesso scallop)
Lineage: Eukaryota; Metazoa; Mollusca; Bivalvia; Pectinida; Pectinidae
Exons: 52
Coding region: 78-8444 (2788 amino acids)
Biological process (GO): fatty acid beta-oxidation; positive regulation of transcription by RNA polymerase II
Cellular component (GO): mitochondrial fatty acid beta-oxidation multienzyme complex; nucleus; mitochondrion
Molecular function (GO): histone binding; chromatin binding; enoyl-CoA hydratase activity
Source: RefSeq, a predicted model, not a curated record